GGCAAUUUUCUGUUCCCCGGAGAUCGCAAACUAUACGAUGCAGGUGAGAAUGGUCUCUCGGUAGUCGCUCCGGCCUGCAUACGAACGAGUCCAUUCCUCCGCGCUCGAGCCAGGGCAAGUUGGAGAGCACCAUGAACAAGAAGGAUAAGUAGCGAAGCGACGGCCAGCGUCCUUUGCAACCUUCGCUCUUGAAACAGGACCAGCUCUCUCACGGACGCGCAAAGACAAGCCUCUUCCACCAUGCCUUCGGUCGACCUCAACCAGAUCCCCGCCUCCCCGCCUCCCGAUGGCGUGACGCCCAACUUUGUGAACCCACCGAACCAGAACUAUCAGAUCUACUCUAUCAAUAUUGCCCUCUGCCUUACAGGCACCGCCGUCUUGAUCCUCCGCUUGUACACCCGUGGUAAGCUCCAGAAGACCAUCGGAGUUGAUGAUUGGUUCUGUAUCUGGGCACAAGUGUGCGCGUGGUUGUUUGCCAUCUUGUGCAUGCUCAACAUCAGGAACGGAUAUGGGGUUCACAUUUGGGACUUAUACCUCAGUAAGAUCAAGCCUUUCAAGCAGUAUGAUCUUGCGGCAGAGGACAUCUUCGUUGUCGGGAUCUGGCUGGUCAAAACGUCCAUCUUGUUGUUCUACCUGCGCUUGAGUCCCGAAAAGCGGUUCCGGCAAAUGACAUACGGCAUCAUGGUCUUCGUUGCCUUGUACAAUAUCAUCAGUUUGCUGGUCUUUACCCUCGGCUGUAUACCGGUGCAGGCUAGUUGGGAUGUGACCCUAAUGCCGACAGCCAAAUGUGUUGACCAACUCUCCUUUGUCUACGCCAAUGCGGCUUUCAACCUGUUCUCCGAUCUUAUCACCUUGGCACUACCCAUUCGACUCUGCUGGUCUCUUCAGACUACUCUCAAACAGCGGGUGCUAUUGAUGGUAGUGCUGAUGAUGGGUUCCUUCGCGUGUGUGAUUGCAAUCGUCCGGAUUGUGACCAUGAUGCCAUUUGUCACUAGUAUGGAUCUUACCUGGUACAAGGUGACUUUAGCCAAGUGGGCCAUGGUGGAGAUCAACGUGGGUAUCAUCUGUUCGUGCCUGCCGGUGAUGCGGCCUCUACUCAUCCGGUUUUUCCCCACUGUUUUUGGCAGCCACGCCAGCAGUGGAGUCAGGCCCAUCCGCCCUGCCGAUGCCAAGGAUACUUUCGGUGCGGCGCGCAAGAAGGUUAUUCGCAACUGGGACUACCUCAGUACGAUCAAAGGAACCAACGCGGUUGAGACUACCCAGGAUGUUGAGAGUCUUCACGAGGAGACUAAGCAAGAGAAUGGCAAUUCCGAGCCGGCUAUCAUGAUGGCGACCGAGUAUUCGGUGACCUGCAAGCGGCGGUCGGAAUAAAUGAUCAAUUACAAUGGCUUUUCGUCUUGAAACUGUUGAAGUAGUUGUGAGGUGAAGGCGUCAAUAAUGUGUUCCGGGUUGCAGAGACCCGUAUUGGGAAAACAUGUUUGAACGGGGAUCUUAUCAUGGGGGGGGGCUGUAUCUGCUAUCUACUGUAAUAAUGUUAAGGGC
Aspergillus eucalypticola CBS 122712 is the source of this 1542-nucleotide messenger RNA. RefSeq names its product putative integral membrane protein (Pth11). The transcript is spliced from 6 exons. Lineage: Eukaryota; Fungi; Ascomycota; Eurotiomycetes; Eurotiales; Aspergillaceae. The record is from RefSeq and is a predicted model, not a curated record. The coding region runs from base 241 to 1371 and encodes 376 amino acids.